UUCUGAUCUUGAAGCUAUACUGAGAAGUAUCUUUAAGGAUGGCCAAUGCUCAGACUUUACCAUAUCUUGCCAGUGCCAUGACUUCAGAGUUCAUCGAGCCAUAGUCACCCUUUUUUAAAGGUUGCGUUUAAGGGUGAGUUCAUGGAAGCAAAAGCAUUACACGUCAACCUACCUGAUGAUGAUGUUCAAACUAUUGAGUCUGUAUUAAGAUUCUGCUACCUCCAGGACUAUCGGCAAGAUGACGAAUCCUUGAAGUUAGAUCCAACUGAAGCUGUGAAAGAGCAUCUGCGGGUUUAUCUAGCCGCCGACAGACUGGGCAUAACUCCUCUCAUCGAUCUUGCUGCUACCCGAAUCAUCAAAUGGGCGCAAAAUGGUUGGUCGUCCAAAGAUUUUUCAGGCAUUCUCCAGAGAAUUUGGUCAUUAGUUCCACCUCAUCAGACCAUUCUCCGUGAUGCUUUGGUGGAAUUACUGCAUCAAACAUUGGACACGAUCUCACUGAACCAGCUGGAAAGACAUUCCUUCUGGGAUGUCCGGAUUUCACGGUCGCAGUACUGGAGCGAAAAACUGAAAAGCAUGAUCAAACUAUUAAGCAUAUGAAUUAGCUCACAAUACAGAAUUGGGCGUUGAAUUCAAAUACGCAAAACUUCAGAUGCCGAACUUAGAAGGCAAUUGUUGAUGGUCCAAGAUGGUAUUUUGCAUUACACCACUUCUGUUGUAUUUCCGUCAUGCUUAAUGCUUGCCACAGAUAUUCCGAACCACUAACCCCUAUGUGAUGGUGGUUGUUAGGUUGUGCUCUUUUAUGAUUCAAUUCUCAGCUUGUUUGGUCUAAUCUGGAUAAGAGAAACUCGUAUCACUCGCUAUACAUCUAUUCCAUGUAUUUUGUACACUAGAUGCUUGAUACU
This is a messenger RNA of Aspergillus uvarum CBS 121591, 902 nucleotides long. RefSeq lists its product as uncharacterized. Lineage: Eukaryota; Fungi; Ascomycota; Eurotiomycetes; Eurotiales; Aspergillaceae. Bases 142 to 597 code for a protein of 151 amino acids. The transcript has 2 exons. The record is from RefSeq and is a predicted model, not a curated record.